UGGUAUUUACUGGCGUUGCGGCCGCGGUCAUACCGAGAUUUCAUUGAAAAAGUCGAAAAUAUUGUGUGGGUUUAAAAAACGUAAACGUCGCCGAAACGCGUAGCCCCAAAUGCACACGCCAGGUGCAAGGAUACAGCCGUGAGGAUCGGGCACCCAAUCGGAUCGAUCGCGUUUGUUUAGCUUGUGGGGGAAAAUCGCACUGAAGUCACCACUACUACUACACACGGCCACCAGCAGCAGCAGCAACAACAACAACAACGACGAGAAUAGCAGCAGCAGCAGCAACAACAACAGCAACAAGAAGGAGACGAGCUGAGAAGAGGAAGCAGAGGCAGCGCAGCGGCAGAGAGAAAAGAUGGCGACGAGAGGCAGUGGAACCCGUGUGCAAUCGCAGCCAAAGAUUUUCCCAUCGCUGCUUUCCAAGCUGCACGGCGCCAUCUCGGAGGCCUGCGUCUCCCAGCGCCUGUCCACCGACAAGAAGACGCUCGAGAAGACGUGGAAGCUGAUGGACAAGGUGGUGAAACUGUGCCAACAGCCCAAGAUGAAUCUGAAGAAUAGUCCACCGUUUAUUUUGGACAUCCUGCCGGAUACGUACCAGCGCUUGAGGCUGAUCUACUCGAAGAACGAGGACCAGAUGCACCUGCUCCAUGCCAACGAGCACUUCAACGUGUUCAUCAACAAUCUGAUGCGAAAGUGCAAGCAAGCCAUCAAGCUGUUCAAGGAGGGCAAGGAGAAGAUGUUCGAUGAGAACUCCCACUACCGCCGGAAUCUCACCAAGCUCAGCCUGGUCUUCUCCCACAUGCUCAGCGAACUGAAGGCCAUAUUCCCCAACGGUGUCUUUGCCGGAGAUCAAUUCCGGAUCACCAAGGCGGACGCGGCCGACUUUUGGAAGAGCAAUUUCGGUAACAGCACAUUGGUUCCCUGGAAGAUCUUCCGGCAGGAGCUUAACAAAGUACAUCCCAUAAUCUCCGGCCUGGAGGCCAUGGCCCUAAAGACCACUAUCGAUCUUACCUGCAACGACUUCAUUUCCAACUUCGAGUUCGACGUCUUCACACGCCUCUUCCAGCCUUGGGUGACACUGCUACGCAACUGGCAAAUACUGGCCGUCACACAUCCGGGCUACGUGGCGUUUCUCACAUACGACGAGGUGAAGGCUCGCCUACAGCGCUACAUCCUCAAGGCGGGCAGCUACGUUUUCCGGCUCUCCUGCACGCGGCUUGGCCAAUGGGCCAUCGGCUACGUAACUGCCGAGGGAGAGAUUCUGCAGACAAUCCCCCAGAACAAGUCGCUGUGCCAAGCGCUGCUCGAUGGCCAUCGAGAGGGCUUCUACUUGUACCCAGAUGGCCAAGCGUACAAUCCGGACCUGUCGUCUGCCGUUCAAAGUCCCACCGAGGACCACAUAACCGUAACCCAAGAGCAAUACGAACUAUACUGUGAAAUGGGCAGCACCUUUCAGCUGUGCAAAAUCUGUGCGGAGAACGACAAAGACAUCCGCAUCGAGCCCUGUGGCCACUUGUUGUGUACUCCCUGCCUCACCUCCUGGCAAGUGGAUUCCGAGGGACAGGGCUGUCCCUUCUGUCGGGCCGAAAUCAAGGGCACCGAACAGAUCGUCGUGGACGCCUUCGAUCCGCGCAAGCAACACAACCGGAACGUCACCAAUGGGCGACAGCAGCAGCAGGAAGAAGACGACACUGAGGAUAUGGGCGACUUCAACAUAGCCACUUCAUCGUUGCAUGCACUCAGCACCUCGUCCACGGUGGCGACUGAGAAGCACAGUCCGCACACAUCGCCACGUUUGGGACGCCGGAGCACCACGCCCAGCCUGAUGGCCGUGCAAAACGAUCUCUAUGCAGGCGGCACGCCCACCCUCAGCCUGCCCAGCAGCUCCUGCUCCUCCAUCGCCAUCGCCGCCGCCUCCACAUCCUCCUCCGCCUCUCUAGCAUCGGUAGCAUCAGUGGCAGCAUCAUCAUCCUCCUCCUCCCAACACCAGCACCAACACCAGCAGCCACAGCCCUCGGCUCCUCCUGCUUCAGCGGUGCUCAGCAAUGGCGGCGGAGCCAGCUCCAGUCAAAAGAACACCAACAGGAUGAGUGCUCCGCUUAUUGGCUCCUGUGUGGCCAACUCCACCUAUGGCCAGAAAUUGCCACAGAACUGCAGCCACAGCAGCACCAGCAGCAGCGACAAUGCCUCCAGCUCGAGUUCGUAUGCCAUCUUGCAGAAUCUCCAUGAUCCGGGCACACCAGCAACGGCAGCAUCUGUUGUAGCUCCUCCCCUGCCACCGCGAAAAUCCUCACCUGGCGUGGAGACACCCAGCAAGGCUACGGCACCACCAGCACCGGCACCCAGCAGCAGCAAGAGUAUCGACAACAUCCAGUGCAGCCUGGAUAAUGUGCCGCCCCAGACGACGGCACCACCAAUACCACCACAUGUCUCUCCUAGCGUGGACACCUUGGCCGAAGAUUUGAUGCGACAGCAGCUGAUAGCCACUAGUACCACAUCGCCGGUGCUCUCACUGCUAGACGAGGACAUCGUUGAAGUGGGUCCGGCGGAAACUAUAAGUGGGGUGAUCGAUACCCGCCCGCUGGAGGCGCGCGGCGUGACCUUGAGCCGGCAGGACUCGGCAUCCUCCCACUACACGCAACUGUGCACCACCAGCAGCGGCGGCUCCGCUGCGGCACUGGCCAACGGUAAGAAGGCCUCCUCGGCCAAACAGAGCCAAACGACAACGACGACAUCGGCGGCAGCGGCAGCGAUGGCGGGCAAUGGGUCCAAUCCUGUCCAGCAAUCGCAAUCGCAACCGCAACCGCUGCUCUAUGCGAACGUGACGAUCAAUCAAAAAGACUGCGGCACCGUGCCCUACGAAAACAUUAACCUGGAGUACAUUGCCCGGCUGAUGAACGCGGGCUACUCCAAGGAGAACGCGAUCACCGCCUUAGGGAUUUCGCGCAACAACAUCGAGAUGGCCGGCGACAUCCUGCGCGAGUUUGUCUCCAAGAACAGCGCCUGAAGUGCCCAGCCAGCCGUCGGAUUGUUGAAUCGGAUGAUAGUCCUUAAUCCAAAACAAAAAGAAAAGGAUCACCAGUCGAACUUCUCUCACUCGAGCAUUUGCAUAUUGGCAUUAUAAUUAGGUUGUUAAAUUUGUGAAAUUAACCAAAUUAAGAUUUUUUAUUCGGUGAAAUUGUUUUCUAUUCAUGUAGUAUGUUUCUCUAAUUUAUGUAUAUUUAAAGGGCAUCUUUACAAUUCGUUUAGAAACUAUAUGUAAAACCAAUUAGUUUUAUUAAUUUGAAUUAUGAUAAAAUAGUAAAACUCUCCGAUUGUAGCAAACCCAUCGUUAAACGCUAGUGUUACUAAAUUAAACACAAGAGAAGUUCGACUGUAAUGAAAACACAAAAAUUCGCAUUAGACUAUAAAAGCAUGGUAAAUAUUUUUCGAUUAGGAGCACCAAACUCACACACCACCUGUCCCACAAUUACGCUGGGCUCUGCGAUCCUAGGAGUCCUUGAGUCCUUGGAAGUCCCCACUUGGCGUAGCCAGCACAAGCAAUUCACGUUUCCCGGUUCAAAAAGUUAAUAAUGACGAAAGAAAGAUUAAAAUAUUGCCAGUAAGGCGAAGAGAAAAUUAAGCACAACCCUUGGAUAUCAAAUAUAGCUAUGUACACUUAAAUUAAGACUAUCUAACUUCUUCCUAUUAAGAGCAAACAAAUAUGUAAGAAAUUAUAACUCGUAUUUACGCAGUUCUGGAAGAAAAACUUGCCCACCCCAAACAAACGAAGAAUAUAUAUAUUCAAAUUUUCUCGCUCUCGCAAAAAAAGGAUAAGAAAAACCAUUAAGAAAAAGACAAAGCCAGGAUCUGGUAUCCAAAGAUAUAGUAACUCAACUAGAUCGACGCUUUCCUUCACUGUCAUGCUCAUGAGCCCAUCUAUAAGUAGUCCAUCGUUUCAUCCAAAGCAAAAUCCAACCGAAUAUUGAAGAAUCUGAAUCGAACGCAGCCAUUAUUGAAAUGCCUUCGGUGGCGAAUGCCUCCAAAAAAAAUAAAAUAAAAAAGACAUUGAAAAUGAAAACGAACACAGAAUUCUGAGUUUCCCAUGAACACCAAUUGCAAGCAAGGAUUACACGAGUUAAGGACACAACACCCAAAACCCAAACAGAUCCGAUGCACUAUCAAGUUUACCUCGAUUUUUUAUACAAAGCUUGAACGUUUUUGUAAUAAUAGUACUUGUAAGUUCGAAACGAAUCAAUUAAUCUCCCAAAAGUUGAAUGAGAUAAUAUGCAUAAUUCAAUUUGUAUUACGAAUCCCUUUUUACUGGCUUUAUAUACAUAUGAUAAUCGAUCGAUCGGUUUUUGAAAUUCGUCAGAAAAUGUUCUAGUCCCUCAAACGAAAAACACAAUUUUUGCCAUACUCGUAUAUCUACUACACCUAAGGCGAUAUAUAUAUUUAUAAAUAGGCGAUAUAUUUAACAUGCGACAACCAAAGUAACAAACGAAUCUAAAUCAAUGCAAUAUAUUCACUAAAACGAGAAAUCAAUGCAAGCGCUAAAUCGUAAGAUUAUCUGACAUUACCUAAACGCAUUCAAAGUUUAGAAGUAUUUCAGCGAAUGGAUCGUGAAUUUUAAGCAGAAAUUUGAAAUUUCCAGCAUAUAGAGAGCAAAACAACCGAUAAGCAAAGUCAAUGAACCGAGAAUUUUGUCCAAAUGAGGCAGCAAUUGAGAAACGAUGAUACCAUACCAUAGUCACGUCAUGUAACCGAACAAAUCUAAGCAGAUAUAAAUUAUUCUUAUAAAUAAAAGCGAAAAAUUAAACCAAAA
Messenger RNA from Drosophila santomea, 4804 nucleotides. RefSeq names its product E3 ubiquitin-protein ligase CBL-B-B (gene Cbl). The coding region runs from base 356 to 3007 and encodes 883 amino acids. Gene Ontology annotation, cellular component: membrane raft; plasma membrane. Lineage: Eukaryota; Metazoa; Arthropoda; Insecta; Diptera; Drosophilidae. Gene Ontology annotation, molecular function: SH3 domain binding; ubiquitin protein ligase activity; receptor tyrosine kinase binding. The transcript has 6 exons. Gene Ontology annotation, biological process: negative regulation of epidermal growth factor-activated receptor activity; cell surface receptor signaling pathway. The record is from RefSeq and is a predicted model, not a curated record.